AUGGGCGGCCUCGCCUUCAGCAAGGGGCCGAAUGCCUUGAACACGCCUCGGAUGUCUCCCUUCGUCUAUCAGCACGUCAGAGAAAAGUGCCAUGCAGCUCUCCGAGAGCUGUUCGUCGUGGUAGCCACGCCUAUCGAAGGGCCCGGAAAGACCGAUUAUGGUGACAUAGACAUCUUUGUCACCUGGAAGAAGGACGAGUAUUUUGGUUCGUUCCCAGGCAAUACUAUCUCCGGAGCCGAUCAGAAGUAUCCGUUUGAUGCCAUCAAACAGCUGCUGGGCGCCAAGCGAAUUAUACAGGAACAACCCAGCGCAGCCAUGCUUGCGAUCCCCUGGCCGCAGAGCCUUCCCAUCGCUAUCGAGGAUCCAAUGAAAGAGACUGCAGAUGGCCCACGCUUCAUUCAGGUUGACGUACAUAUCUGUCCUUCAUUGGAGAACCUCGAGUGGUUCAUCUUCAAGCAUGCCCAUGGCGAUCUCUGGAACCUUCUGGGCAGUACGAUCCGGCCGUAUGGCCUCACAGUCGACGAGGUCGGUCUGUAUAUCCGCAUCCCGGAAAUUGAGAAGCUGGACAGAAAAAAGGCCAGGGUUCUUCUCACGGAAGACCCCUGCCAAGUCCUCACAUUCCUUGGUCUAGAAUACACUGGCCAAGAAUGGGAGGAGAAGUUCGGCAGCAUGGAAGACGUAUUCGAAUACGCUGCGACGACUCGCUUCUUCUGGGUACGCCCGGCUUCCAGUGAAGUUGACAGUACCAUUAGUGACGGCGAAGAGUGCAUUGGAGGCGAGUUUACGAAGAAGAAGCUCAAGUCAAAUGACCGACGACGAAUGGGGCAACGUCCCCUUUUCCGAAGGUGGAUCGAAGAGUUUCUACCAAAGUGCCGAGAGCAAGGCCGAGCCAACCACCAACAUCUCAGUCGAGAUGAGACCAGAGAAGAAGCGUUUCAGCAAUUCGGGGUCCGCGAUGUCUACCACGCACGUUUGAUUGACUUUCAGAAGGAGCGCCAGAGACAGACACUGUGGAAAGACGUUAUCAAGGCUGCCAUCCCGCCGAACCUCGACCCGCACUGGCGAAGUGUCGCAGCGAGUGCUCUGAAAAAAAUCAUUAUGCAGGACGACGACAGUUUCGAUGGCUAUCGUCCCCAGGUGCAUAUUCGAGAUGAUGAUGGAAUGUACAUCGAAGACGAGGUUCGCCGCUUUGUUCAAGACUCAUGGGAAGCUGUCGGCAAGAUCGCUUGGGAGCAGAACCAACUGCGCUUCAAGGAGAAAAUGGCCAUGCAAACUGUCAAAGGAACGAAGCGCACGGCGUCUGGCGGCGAGAAGGGGAGUCAGAGCCUCGACCACGAGGAGGCCCAAUGA
Neoarthrinium moseri is the source of this 1350-nucleotide messenger RNA. RefSeq lists its product as uncharacterized. The record is from RefSeq and is a predicted model, not a curated record. The transcript has 2 exons. NCBI's taxonomy places the organism in Eukaryota, Fungi, Ascomycota, Sordariomycetes, Amphisphaeriales, Apiosporaceae. The coding region runs from base 1 to 1350 and encodes 449 amino acids.